This is a messenger RNA of Ahaetulla prasina, 2151 nucleotides long. It is a transcript of the gene UBOX5, whose product is annotated as U-box domain containing 5. Lineage: Eukaryota; Metazoa; Chordata; Lepidosauria; Squamata; Colubridae. Gene Ontology annotation, cellular component: nucleus. The coding region runs from base 269 to 1888 and encodes 539 amino acids. The record is from RefSeq and is a predicted model, not a curated record. Gene Ontology annotation, molecular function: ubiquitin-ubiquitin ligase activity; ubiquitin protein ligase binding. Gene Ontology annotation, biological process: protein polyubiquitination. The transcript is spliced from 6 exons.
CAGACCGGAAGUGGUCCUGCGGUGGGAGAAAGAGGAGCCUCGCCGAGCGGCCGUGUCAGAAAAGAAAAAGGAAAAAAGGGACGGGUAGGCCGUGACAAACCAUGAUAUCAAAACAAUUUAUAUUCGUUGCCAGGUGCCACCAGACCUUUUAAUAUCGUGCGAUUGACCUAAUAGAAGAUUACAAUGAAUUGAAGCUCAAAUUGAAGAUUGAAAGGAACCAGAGCCAGAUUAAAAUUUGGGAAGCCGAUUUCCGUCGACAUCCAUAAAUAUGGUGAUUAAUCUCUGCCUUCCACAGUUCAAGCCAAGAAUUCACUGCAACAAGAUUUCCGCCGACGGCUACGAAGUGGAAAACCUCGUCUCCGAAGACCCCGUCAAGAGGCACCGCGGCUUCCGCUGCGAAUACUUCAUCAAGCCGCCGGUACACGUGACGAUUUCCUUCCCCUUCAACGUGGAAAUCUGCCGGAUUAAUAUCGAUACUUCUUCCGGGUCUUGCCACAACAUCACCGGCUUGGAUAUUUUUACCGCUACCUCAUCCAAUAAAGCCUGUUGGAACAGCCCCGAGCCUCUCUUCUCCGCUCCGUCCAACCAGCAUUCCGCGUUGGACAAAGAGACCUUCACGUUGGUGGGCAAAGCUGUCUUAAAGAAUCAAAGCAAAGUGACCUUCGGCCAUCGUGGCUUCCGGCCGAGACCUCCCUUUCAUCACCAAAUAGACCCUCUCCUCUCCUUUUCCGGCUCCGCCUCUUUGGACUUAUGGAAUAAAGGCCCGACUUCCUUAAACAGCGUCUCGCACCUGAAAAUCUGCAUCACUCACGUGGCCGGCAGCGGCCUGCCUUCUAUCAAGAGAGUCGAGGUCUGGGGCCAACCAGCCAAGUCCUGCUCUCACGAAGUGGUGGAUGAUGUCCUCCAGGUCGCCACCAAGUCUUUGUUGGACGCCUCGGAAAGUCAACUGCCCGCCCUUCCUCUGCCGAUGGAGAGCGACGUCAUGCCCUUCGGACACUCCGACAACCAGGAACGGAAGCUGGUUGAGGCUCUCCAGGACAUCCCGGAAGAAUUCCUGGAUCCCAUCACCCUGGAGAUUAUGACUCUGCCCAUGUUGCUGCCUUCCGGGAAAGUGAUCGACCAAGGAACCCUGGAGAAGUGCAACCGCAGCGAGGCGACUUGGGGCCGGGUGCCCAGCGAUCCUUUCACGGGGGUGGCGUUCAGCCCGCAUUCGCAACCCCUUCCCCACCCGUCCCUCAAGGCGAGAAUCGACCACUUCCUCCUCCAGCAUAACAUCCCCGGCGUGAAUCUGCUGGGCAGGAGCCGGGCCUCAGGGACGGUCGUCGCUUCGUCGCUCGCCAUGUCUUCGCUCAAACGGAAAAUCGACUUGGUGGAUCAAAACCAGGAGGGCGGCUCGGAGUCCGGCCACUUUCCGAGUGUAGACUUUGCCGUGGCAUCUAGCUUGGGGUUCCACGCGAAGAGGGUGAAAAUGGAGUGGGAUUUGAAUUCGUCUCAGAUGGAUUGCUCCACAGAAGCGUCGACCCAUGAACAGAGGCUGUCCGAAAGCUUGGACAGUGCCUUGAACUCCGCACUUAGCACGAUGCCGUUCGCCGCGAGUUUGGCUAAAGGCAGCCAACACGGGCACAGCAGCAGCAGCAGCAGCAGCUCCAGUGAUUUCUGUGGGGCAGGCGGUGCUCACGAGCACAACAGGAUCAUCGGCCCCCAAGGAUGUUCUACCUGUUCCCGAGCCUUUUCUUCCUACUUCAAAACCGAGGCCGUGUACCAGCUCCCGUGCCGGCAUCUGGUGUGCCGCGCAUGCUUGGCUGACCAGCAGAAAUCCCUCUCCAUCCUCUGUAUGAAUUGCAAAAGGUUGUUUGCCACCCACGACAUUUCGAGGGUCCAUUUUUGAGAGGGAGAACGGGGGAACGCGCUCUUUGGGGAGUUGGGAGAUGUAGCCCCCGGGCAGACUUCAUCGCAGUAGCCAAGAGGCAGGACUGGUUCCUCUCCCCCCUUCCCCCCCCCCACUGCCACCGCUGAGUCGCACAACGACAACAACCCUACACACGCUGUACUAAGAUACAAAGGAACUGAUGUGGUCGUACCAGCUUAGAAGGACAGUAGCGCUUUAGAGCUGGAGGAAUCAAAAGGAUAAUAAAGCCAUAUGCUUCUCUA